GCAACUUUCUAUCCUUCAGUUAUUUCACUUUGACCUUUACUUCACUCCCAAUUCUUUAAAUUCUCAACCCCCCAAAAAAAAGAAAAGAAAAAAGUGAGGAAAAAUAGAGAAAAAUGGGAUUCUUGAAAUGUUUCUUAGGUACUACUCUUGUUCUUGUUAUGGUAUUUUCUGUGUCAAAUGGAGAUCCUUUAGUUCCAGCUUUGAACAUUUUUGGAGACUCUGUAGUUGAUGCUGGAAAUAAUAACAAUUUAAGUACUCUAAUCAAAGCAAAUUUUCUUCCUUAUGGAAGAGAUUUUGUUACUCAGAGACCAACAGGAAGGUUUUGCAACGGAAAGCUGGCCACUGACUUCACUGCUGAAUAUCUUGGGUUCACCUCAUAUCCACCAGCUUACUUUAGCCCAGAAGCAAGAGGGAAAAACAUACUCACUGGUGUCAACUUUGCUUCUGCUGCUUCUGGUUAUUAUGACAGGACUCCUCAACUUUAUCGCGCCCUUACACUGGCACAACAGCUAAAUAAUUACAGGGAAUGGCAAGGAAAAGUAGUGAAUUUGGUAGGGAGGACACAGGCUAACAACAUAUUCUCAGGAGGAAUACAUCUUAUAAGUGCAGGUAGCAGUGAUUUUAUUCAGAAUUACUACAUAAAUCCAAUGCUCAACAGAAUCUACUCACCUGAUCGCUUCUCGGACAUGCUUAUGCACUCUUAUUCUUCAUUUGUUCAGAAUCUCUAUAAUUUGGGAGCAAGGAAAAUUGGUGUCACAACUCUGCCGCCAACGGGUUGUUUGCCAGCAGCCAUUACUUUAUUUGGUGCAGGAAGCAAUCAAUGUGUAGCAAGAUUGAACCAAGAUGCAGUUUUCUUCAACAACAAACUCAACACAACAUCAGACAAUUUGAAGAGCAGACUUCCUGGCCUUAAACUUGUAGUUUUCGACAUCUAUCAGCCUCUCUUGGAUCUCAUCACUAAACCUACCGAUAAUGGAUUCUUCGAAUCGAGGAGAGCAUGUUGCGGAACUGGUACAUUAGAAACAUCAUUCCUGUGCAAUGUCAGGUCAAUCGGGACAUGCUCGAAUGCGACACAGUACGUAUUCUGGGACGGAUUCCAUCCGUCUGAAGCUGCUAAUGAAAAAUUAGCUCAAAGUCUACUGGAGCAGGGUUUUGAUCUCAUCACUUAAGCCUGAAAGUUGUCUACUUUCAUAGUUCAGUCAGUUAGUUUAUAGUUGCUGUUGGAGUUGCAAAUGGUUUAGUUUCAUUCAGGUUUAAGCUAUAUUAUGUGUCUUGUGGAGAAGUAGUUAAAACUAUUUAAAGGGCUGCAGAGAGCUUUCCUAGGUAGUUUCAUACUAUAUGUUUGCCAACAUUUCACCUAUAAUCAGCAGAAAUAUUAUUAAUACUUA
Messenger RNA from Nicotiana attenuata, 1388 nucleotides. RefSeq names its product GDSL esterase/lipase At5g03820-like. The transcript is spliced from 5 exons. Gene Ontology annotation, molecular function: hydrolase activity, acting on ester bonds. Lineage: Eukaryota; Viridiplantae; Streptophyta; Magnoliopsida; Solanales; Solanaceae. The record is from RefSeq and is a predicted model, not a curated record. The coding region runs from base 114 to 1169 and encodes 351 amino acids.